Molecule: messenger RNA, 1872 nt
Organism: Malassezia sympodialis ATCC 42132
Lineage: Eukaryota; Fungi; Basidiomycota; Malasseziomycetes; Malasseziales; Malasseziaceae
Product: glycoside hydrolase family 5 protein
Biological process (GO): glucan catabolic process
Cellular component (GO): extracellular region; cell surface
Molecular function (GO): glucan endo-1,6-beta-glucosidase activity
Source: RefSeq, a predicted model, not a curated record
AUGCAGGUCAUCGCACCCCUUUUUGAUUUUUACAAAGUGGCUUCCUCUCUGUCGCUCUCUUUGGCGUCGUACAAGCCGAUUCCUGUUGUCGAAAGCAGCAACGACAGCGAUAACCCAGGCCGUGUAAGCGCAGUCGACUCAUCUGGUUCGUCCUGGAGCGAAAAGCAUCCUGAGAGCGAGUGGGGUAGCCCAUCGAUCCUGAAGAUGUCGAACGACUCUAGCGAUGGACGGUCGGCUGCCUCGAACAGCAAUGGGUCUGGAAAGACAGUCGGACAGCACGGUUGCACCCUGCUUGACGACUAUACCCCGAAAGACAGCAUUCAUGUCCAAUUUCCUAGCUUCAACCGAACACGUGCUAACAUCAUGCGUUAUCGGCAACAAAUCGGGGUCAAUGGCGGCUCUUGGUUUGUACUGGAAUCAUGGAUGGCGCCUUCGAUGUUCUCUUGUGCGUCCGGCGGUAAAUCAGCCGAGCUGGAUUUUCUUAAAGGAUAUGGCACCUCCAGUGAUGCUAUUCAGAGUGCACGGGCACGCUUGGAAAAGCAUUGGGAUACAUGGAUCCAGGAAGCCGACUUUGUGAACAUGCGCUCGGCUGGUAUCAAUACGCUUCGAUUGCCGAUUGGGUAUUGGAACCUUCCGGAAAGUAACUUCACAAAGAAUACACCCUUUGAGAAAUACUCGGAUGUAUACAAGAACUCAUGGGACUAUGUGCGUCGUGCUAUCUCCUAUGCGGACAAGUACGAUAUUGGUGUCCUGGUUGAUGUGCAUGGCGCCUAUGGAUCUCAGAAUGGCCAAGCUCACUCGGGUCUUUCCGACGGUAAAAUUCAAUUCUUCUCACAGUCCAACAUGGACAAGACGGCUAAGAUGGUUGAGUGGCUCGUGCGCGAGCUGGUCAAUGUCACUAAUGUCGUCGGUGUAGAGCUGCUGAAUGAGCCCCAGAACGACAGCAAAUUGUGGGACUGGUACAACAGCACCAUAAAUGAGGUUCGAAAAAUCUCAGAUGAUGCACAGGCACUCCCAUUGUAUUUCCAUGAUGCGUUUAGUCCGCAGCAAGGUUCUGACUUUGCUGCUCAGCGUUCAGACUUUGUCGUCCAAGACACACACUCUUACUUUGUGUACACACAGCAAGACCGUGAUAUGUCGGCCAACCAGCACACAAAGCAGAUUUCUGGGUCUUUACAGGGAUCCAUGUCUAGCCAGGCCAAGAAGGCCAAUGGUAGGGUUAUUGUCGGUGAAUGGUCGUGUGCCUUGAACCCCAAAUCGCUAUCCAACUCGAAUAACAAGAAGAAAGACGAGUCGGAUUUCUGUCAGGCACAAAUUGAAACUUACCGCAAUACCACCGCCGGUGUUCUUUUCUGGAGUUGGAAUAUGGAAAACUGUGACCAGAAUUCCGGUUGGUGUUUCAAGAAGGCUUGGUCUGAUGUCAUGAAUAAGACCUACAAUGCGUGGGGCUUCAAUGAUAAAGUGACCAACAAGACUAUCGACGCUGUGUCGAGCGAGAUCGGCAAGACAACGCUGCCUGACAAGUACCAAACUGGUACGGUUUCGAGGCAAUCAAAUUCUUGCCCAUCAUCGCAGUCCUCAAAUACAAGGCGCGCAGCGACGUCGGCAAGCAGUUCAAGCUCGUCCUCGUCAUCAACAAUGGACUCUGACACACAGGGAUACGCAGAUGGCUUUACCUCAGCAAAGGUACUUGCUUCGAGGAUGGAGCUCUCUCGCCUGGGUUUCGUUGACCAGUAUAUCGCUGACUCUGUAAAUGCAUAUAAGAACAAGCUCAUGACCCAACCGGAUUCAAAAACCUACUCUUCAUCCUUCCAAAAGGGACUUUCUCAAAUUGAAAACCUCGUUCGUGAGGAAGCGGCGAAGGCGCUUUGA